AUGUUGCUCUUAGUUUUACAAGUCCUCUGUUCAUGGGUGCCCCAUUUAAACGUUAUCAAUGAACUUAAAGGGACUGUGGCCUUAGCUGGUUCCUCCCAUGUUCAUCGUUUGAAAUUUGCUCGUUUGUAUGCUCAUCAGAUGAAGAACUGCAGUUCUAGUCAGAUGGAAGCUCUAGCUUUGGGUAAAAAAACAGGGGUCUUAUUGGUAAAUACGGGAACUCCGGAACAGUACACGUACUUCUCUAUCAGGAAAUUUUUAGCUGAGUUUCUCAGCGAUCGGCGAGUGAUUGAGUUACCGAGGAUUAUUUGGCUACCAAUAUUGUACUUGUUUGUCCUCACUCGCCGACCUUUCAAAAAAAGAAACUGUUACAAGUCAAUCUGGAACGCGGAAAAAAAUGAAUCUCCGUUGCGUACGAUUUCUCGAAACCAAGCUCUCCACCUCGCCACACGGUUGGAAAGCAGAUUGUUUGAUGUCGAAUGGGCAUUUCGUUACGGCAACCCCUCUAUUUCGUCUAGCAUCCAGGCUUUAAAGGACAGAGGCUGCAACCGCCUCCUAUUAUUUCCUCUCUUUCCUCAGUUUGCAGGACCGACAACUGCUACUAUUGUAGAUGAGGUUUUCCGUUGUCUUUCAAAACAGCGCCACCAGAUGUCAUUGCGUGUUGUGUCGCCUUUCUUUGACAACGACGUCUACAUCACCGCUGUUGUCAAAAAAAUCCAGGAAAAACUAGACAAUUUAGAUUUCUCCAUAGAUGCUAUAAUUUUCUCGUACCACGGCCUUCCUGUUGAUUAUUGCUUAAAGGGUGAUCCGUAUGAGGUACAGUGCGAAGAAACUACUCGAUUGCUUAAACAAAAAUUAUCUUAUGACGGCCAAUUUUUCACGACGUACCAGUCCCGUUACGGUAAAGGAAAGUGGCUGCAGCCGUACACAGAGGAUAUGGUCGUAGAACUUGCCAAGUCGAAUAUAAAGAAUCUGCUAAUUGUCACCCCGGGGUUUUUGGGCGACUGUAUUGAAACAGUAAGGGAAAUUGCUGCGGAAUUGGAAAGCAAGUUCCGCGAAAACGGUGGUCAGCGAUUCGUUCUUGUGUCUUGUUUAAACGAUUCCCCAGAAGGCAUUGAUAUGCUAGAAACUAUAGUAUAUGACAAUGUUUAG
Molecule: messenger RNA, 1149 nt
Organism: Enterobius vermicularis (human pinworm)
Lineage: Eukaryota; Metazoa; Nematoda; Chromadorea; Rhabditida; Oxyuridae
Source: the annotation of a GenBank genome assembly